Molecule: messenger RNA, 1888 nt
Organism: Paecilomyces variotii
Lineage: Eukaryota; Fungi; Ascomycota; Eurotiomycetes; Eurotiales; Thermoascaceae
Product: acetamidase
Exons: 5
Coding region: 1-1632 (543 amino acids)
Source: RefSeq, a predicted model, not a curated record
AUGCUUGAGUAUCUCGGACUGUCCACGGACUCAAAACCAAAGCCAUGGGAGAGAAUUGCUGCGGCUAAGCGGCAGGCCCUUCGUGAUGCAAUCCCUGCAGAAUGGGUGAUCCCCGCAGAGAUUCUUCCUCCCGAAGAAGAGACAGAUGUGACCACUUUUUUGCGUGAAUCGGGUUGGUUCACUGACCGAGAGGUGGAAAUCACAUCGACUCCUGCACCGGAGCUCCUCGCUGAGCUUUCCAGCGGGUCAUGUACUUCAGAGGAGGUGACCAAGGCGUUUUGCAAAGCCGCAGCGGCCGCUCAUCAACUAACCAAUUGUCUAUCGGAGAUUCUGUUCGAUGAAGCUAUCUCUAGAGCAAAACAGCUGGAUGACCAUCUCAAACAGACGGGCAAGCCUGUAGGGCCUUUCCAUGGCUUCCCAAUUUCUCUGAAGGACAAUUUCAAUAUCAUUGGGAAAGACUCUACCAUCGGAUUUGUAUCACUUGUCGACGACCCAGCCACUUACAACAGUACUCUCACGGAUCUCCUUUUAGAGGCAGGUGCUGUUCUCUAUAUCAAGACGAAUGUGCCCACCGCAAUGAUGAUCGCUGAAACGGUGAACAAUGUCUUUGGUCGCACAGUUAACCCGAGGAACAGAAAGCUCACACCUGGCGGUUCGUCUGGAGGAGAAGCAGCAUUGAUUGCGUUUGGAGCGAGUAGGAUAGGUGUCGGGACGGAUAUCGGUGGUUCUCUCCGGAUUCCGGCCGCCUGUACAGGCAUCUUUACUUUGCGUCCGUCUUUUGGGCGCUUCCCUAACUCUCAGACACGCUCAGGAUUGGCAGGCCAGGAAUCUGUGAACAGCGUCAACGGCCCAAUGGCAAAGACUCUCCCGGAGAUCGAGCUUUUUGCGAAAACAGUAGUAGGACAGGAGCCUUGGAUACACGAUCCAAAAUGCCUACCGAUCCCAUGGCGCUCAGUCGAACCGAAAAAGACGUUGAAAAUCGCUGUCUUGUGGAAUGAUGGAAACGUUACCCCAACUCCUCCUGUCGCUCGGGCACUUAAGGAAACCGUGGAGAAGCUCAAAAGUGCUGGCCAUGAGAUAGUAGACUGGGGGCCCACAGACCACCAGGCCGCAGUCAAAUUACUAUCACGCAAGUUCCUCGCAGACGGCGCGAAAUCCAUUCGUAAAUUAAUCGAGCCCACUAAGGAACCGUUCCGACCCGAGAUGAAAGAUUAUGAGGCGUCCUCGGAGAUCGGAGUGAAUGAGUUAUGGCAGAUUCAUAUAGAACGCAACACGCUGCAGAAAGAUUAUCUAGAGAGAUGGAACGCUUGUGAAGGUUUGGAUGCAAUUCUUGGCCCAACGACUCCGUAUAGUUCUGUAGAACACGGGAAAUUCGCCUAUGUGGGCUACACCGGUGUCUUUAACAUACUCGACUAUCCCGCCGUAUCUUUCCCCAGUGGUGUCAAAGUCGAUAAGGCGCUUGAUACUCCUUACGCUGCACACCAAGCAUUGAGCGACAUCGACGCGACCGUGCAAAAUAUAUAUAAUGCGGAGGCAGUCGAUGGCAUGCCCGUCAAUUUGCAAUUAGUCGGACGUCGCCUCGAAGAGGAGAAAGUACUUAUGAUGACGGCUGUCGUACUUCAAGCUCUUUAGAUUCAAUAGUGUCCAUCUUGCAAGAGGUAGACAAUACUCUGGAGAUCCAAAUUAUCCCAAUUCCAGCCACGCUCUAGUUAUGGCUGCCCAGUAAUCAUUUCUUUUGUCCAGACGCCCUGUUCCCCGAUCCAAUGGGAAAUAAGGCCGAUGAAAGCUGGGACGCCACAUUGUUAGCCUGUAUACUCAUCCUGAUCUAGACUUCCACAUAUAGUCGGCCAUGCAUGCUUAUGGAGCCGGUAAGGUAAAACUAAAGGUU